This is a messenger RNA of Helobdella robusta, 669 nucleotides long. RefSeq lists its product as hypothetical. The record is from RefSeq and is a predicted model, not a curated record. Bases 1 to 669 code for a protein of 222 amino acids. NCBI's taxonomy places the organism in Eukaryota, Metazoa, Annelida, Clitellata, Rhynchobdellida, Glossiphoniidae. Gene Ontology annotation, cellular component: multivesicular body. The transcript is spliced from 7 exons. Gene Ontology annotation, biological process: late endosome to vacuole transport via multivesicular body sorting pathway; vesicle budding from membrane.
AUGAAUCGAUUAUUUGGUAGUAGUGGGGCGAAAAAACAGCCCCCUCCCAACAUGACUGACUGCAUCUCAAAUUUGGAUAGCAGAAGUGAGUCAGUUGAUAAAAAAAUUGCAAGACUUGAACAGGAACUUGCUAAAUAUAGAGAUCAGAUGAAAAAGAUGAGAGAGGGCCCGUCAAAGAAUUUACUGAAGCAAAAAGCAAUGAGAGUUUUGAAACAGAAGAAAAUGUAUGAACAGCAGCGAGAUAACAUGACUCAACAAUCCUUUAAUUUGGAGCAAGCAAAUUAUAACAUACAAUCCCUAAAAGACACCCAAAUUACUGUCAGUGCUAUGAAAACUGGUAUGAAGGAAUUCAAGAAAGAAUUUAAAAAAAUAAACAUAAAUUCCAUUGAGGAUUUGCAAGAUCAGAUGGAAGACUUAACCGAACAAUCUCAAGAAAUCCAAGAAAUAAUGGGUAGAAGUUACGGCAUGCCUGAGAUUGAUGAUGAUGAAUUGGAAGCCGAGUUGAACGCCCUCGGAGACGAAAUCGCUCUCGAUGACGACACUUCUUAUCUAGAUGAAGCAUCAAAGGCGCCAAACGCCCCAACUUCGGUUCCUGGAGCUGAUAGUGUUGUUAAUAAGGAUGGAGUGCCUGUCGAUGAAUUUGGUCUACCGAAAAUUCCUGCCCAAUAA